AUGGAGCAAAGCAACAAGAGAGAAGUGAUUAAAAAGACUCCUAAGGAGAAUCUUCAGCCAGUUCUUGAAGCAUUGGAUACCCUUGGAAAUACUAAAUGGAGGGUGAAUAAGAGAGUGCUAAGUGUGGUUGACCGAAUAUGGUCAAAUGGUGGCUGCCUUGCUGGCUUGGUUGACCGACAUGAUAUUCCUUUGCCAGAAAAACCAGAUACAGAAGAUGAAGAGGAAUUGAAAAAGUGGAAAUGGAAAGUUAAAAAGGUGAAAAAGGAGAAUAGAGAGAGACAUUCACAACGGUGUGAUGUUGAGCUCAAAUUAACUGUGGCACGAAAGAUGAAAGAUGAAGCGGGAUUUUUCUACCCACACAAUUUGGAUUUCCGGGGUAGGGCCUACCCAAUGCCACCUCACCUGAACCAUCUCGGUUCAGAUCUUUGCAGGGGCAUUUUGGAAUUUGCAGAGGGGCGGGCCCUUGGGAGUUCAGGGCUGAGGUGGCUAAAGAUCCACCUGGCGAAUUUAUAUGCUGUUGGUGGGGUCGAUAAGCUGUCACGUGAGGGUAGAAUAGACUUUACAGAAAAUCAUUUGGAUGAUAUUUUUGAUUCUGCUGAUAGACCACUUGAUGGUGAUCGAUGGUGGUUGAAUGCUGAAGAUCCUUUUCAGUGUUUGGCUGUUUGUAUUAAUCUUGCUGAAGCCUUGAGAAGCCCUUCUCCUCACACUGUUGUUUCCUAUAUUCCUGUGCAUCAGGAUGGUUCCUGCAACGGUUUACAACACUAUGCUGCUCUUGGAAGAGAUAAACUAGGGGCGACAGCUGUCAAUUUGGUUGAAGGAGAAAGACCUGCUGAUGUGUAUUCAGGAAUUGCUGCAAGAGUUCUUGAGAUUGUGAAAAGAGAUGCAGAAUUGGAUCCGGAUUCAUUUCCAGAUGCAAAACAUGCACGACUUCUCAUCAAUCAGGUGGACAGGAAGCUGGUGAAGCAGACAGUGAUGACGUCAGUUUAUGGUGUGACUUUUAUUGGUGCUCGAGAUCAGAUUAAAAGGAGGCUGCAAGAACGAAGUGAUAUUUCUGCUGAUGAUGCUCAGCUUUUUGCUGCAGCUUGUUAUGCUGCAAAAAUAACUUUAGCUGCACUUGGGGAAAUGUUUGAAGGCGCACGUAAUAUCAUGAACUGGCUUGGAGACUGUGCAAAGUUAAUAGCUUGUGAAAAUGAGCCAGUAAGAUGGACUACACCUCUUGGUCUUCCUGUUGUUCAACCUUAUCGCAUACAUGGAAGACAUCUUGUUUCAACUUCUCUUCAAGUAUUGACUCUGCAGCGUGAAACUGAAAAGGUAAUGGUGAGGCGGCAAAGAACGGCUUUUCCCCCAAAUUUUGUCCACUCACUCGAUGGUUCACAUAUGAUGAUGACCGCAGUCGCCUGUAAACAUGCAGGCUUGAACUUUGCAGGUGUACAUGAUUCAUACUGGACGCAUGCUUGCAACGUGGAUGAAAUGAAUAGAAUUUUAAGGGAGAAGUUUGUUGAGCUUUAUCAGACACCCAUAUUGGAAAACUUGUUGGAGAGCUUUCAAGAGUCGUUUCCUACAUUGUCAUUCCCACCUUUGCCAGAUAGAGGAGACUUUGAUCUUUCUGAUGUUCUAGAAUCUUCAUAUUUUUUCAACUGAAGCCAUGAAGAACAUAUGUGCAUUAUUCUUUGAUUUGAAUCUGUAGAAGAUAUCAUCAUAGGUUGAUUUGUAUAUAUGUGUUACGUUUAUUGAUAUGUAUAUAUGGUCUUAAUUUAUUAGUGGUAAACACAAAGUCAUGAAAGUAUUUACACUGAAAUAUGAACGAAUAUCAUAGUUCUUA
Molecule: messenger RNA, 1822 nt
Organism: Lactuca virosa
Lineage: Eukaryota; Viridiplantae; Streptophyta; Magnoliopsida; Asterales; Asteraceae
Source: the annotation of a GenBank genome assembly